Macrosteles quadrilineatus (aster leafhopper) is the source of this 1327-nucleotide messenger RNA. RefSeq lists its product as uncharacterized. The coding region runs from base 64 to 1146 and encodes 360 amino acids. The record is from RefSeq and is a predicted model, not a curated record. The transcript is spliced from 2 exons. Lineage: Eukaryota; Metazoa; Arthropoda; Insecta; Hemiptera; Cicadellidae.
UAACUAUCUGGCGAAGCUGACAGACUUGCAAGUAGCUUAGUCAGUUGGUCCACGUAAUCCAUUAUGCCUCUUCAGAAACAUUAUCUCAUUGGAAUAUGUGUUCUUCUGGUGGCUGCAGCUGUAGUAUUUUUGGUAUUUCUGUUUAAACUAGAAGAAGAAAAGCCAUCUCCAAAACUACGUACGGAGGUGUAUGCUCACCUCGACAAAAUAUGCAAAGAUGUAAAUUCCUUGGACAAAAUACAGAUAGCAAUUUACUUCUUGAUGCAAAGCUGGUUGACGAUGUGCGAUGCCACUCCAGAUACGGUCACUUUCGCUCCGCUCAAGUUUAUGAAAAAGAGGAUUCACGAUUCAGUCACUAAAAAAAUACAAGAGUUUCACAAAAAAGACGAACAAUCAGUUGAAGAUUGCAUCAUAACAUAUUACAACACCGAGAUUAAAUCAACUGAAGACGAUUUCCACAAGAUGCUAUUCGAGUUGGUUCUUCAAGGAUAUAUGAAGACGUUCACAGAUAAUAUCGUGCUGGACGAAUCUAAUCAGUUUUUGAAAAUGGAAAUGAAAAACUGCAACGCUACAGAUUGUCAGUAUUCAUUUCCCAAACCUCCAUCUGUCCCACAAAUGAUAGACGUGAUCAUUAAAAAGAGUCAAGAUGAGCCAGAAGACGUUCAAGAAAAAAAGUGUGUUCAGGUAUUUCAACACUUAUUCAUUUGGAACGAGAAGAUUAAAAAGCCCGAAUGGUUUGAGUGGUCCUACUACUUGUUGUUUAAGGGUGUUGAAAAGACGUUGAACAUUACUGAAAUAGAUGUAAAGCAAAACCUACAUUGUGCUUCGUCCCAAAUGCAAGCCAUGGAGAGAGCUAUCACGGCUAAGCCAGAUGACAUCAAUCCCUUCUUGGUGACUUUCCUCCGCGAAAGGGAUGUUGAAAUAGAGGUGUUAGAGGACGAAAUUGAAUACGCUGAAGAAAGUGCUAUUGCCGAUUCAUUGAAUCGCCGUUUGAAAGUACAGUCUAUCCUGGCUGAGUUGGUCCUGAAGACUUACAUGGAAAUGUUUGACAUCACCCCGACUGACGGGAGGUUUACAGUCAUAACAGGUGGCGGCCCCCCAGUGCAGGUGGAAGUGCCUCCGAUGGAAAACAUAUCUUCUCUAUAGCCAGGCUCAAGCAAGAGAAGUAAAGUUUGCUGAUUAAUUUAAAACCAAUAAAUUCAAUUGUGUGUCAUAACUGAAUAUUUCAAGAUGACAAAUGGUGGCUGACAAUCUUUUAUAGUUUAGCACAUCGUGUUGUACAUUUUUAAUAAAUAUUUGAAAACUGCUCAACAGUUUUUUUCCAACA